Suillus clintonianus is the source of this 1682-nucleotide messenger RNA. RefSeq lists its product as uncharacterized. The transcript has 4 exons. Bases 267 to 1589 code for a protein of 440 amino acids. The record is from RefSeq and is a predicted model, not a curated record. Lineage: Eukaryota; Fungi; Basidiomycota; Agaricomycetes; Boletales; Suillaceae.
UUAUCCCAACGAAAUGUAUACAUAAAACGGACAUCAUCAGACAUAGCACAACUUGUAACUAAACUAUAUGUAUUUCUAACGCGCAUGUUUUUUUUGGCAUUCUUGGCCUGCUUCACCUUCGGUACCCCGGAGCAGAUGAAGACAAAACAAAACGACACAACAGACAACGGGUACAGGUAUGCCCGAAGGGCCCUUGCGAAUCUAAAAUUGUGUGACUGCUGGACGCCUAAUUAGCGCCCGGUCUUCUGCCAGAGGCCCAAGCAUUGAUGGUGAAGGGCAACUUGAAGCGAACGAGGGAGGACCAAGAUCCUGAUGACGGUCAGCACGAACACCGCACACACGCUCGACGCUGUUUCCUUACAUCACUCCAAUUAUUUUCAGAGCAGAUACCAACCCACCGGAACAAAAUUUUAAGGCAUAAUGAUCGACCUUCAGCUUCCGUUGCAAUUGACAGCGCUGUUGAAAAAGAUACCAAAAGCGAUGAUGUUGAAAUUGUAGAUUCUCGUCCACACACUUUACGUCCAGCACCGCUGGGCGGCACCCACGGAAAUACUAUCAACUCUUUGCUUGACCUAACUUCUUUGUGCUCUCAGGACGACAUAUCUGCACGCUUUGACUCCAUAUCAAGCGCUUUAUUGUCUGAAUAUUAUCUUUCAGUCAUUCAUGGCGGCUCUCAGACGGACUAUGAAAUCCUCGAACUAGAAUUCUACUUCCAGAAGUCAGCCUGUCACGAGGACCCAUUCACCCAUGGAAGUGCAGAGCAGGAGCGCAGCGGGCAGUGGUAUUUUCAUCGUGCACCAAAACGCUCAAACACAUCCCAAGCCAAUCUUGCUGCCACUGUAGCAGGAGGUUAUCGGGGCGGCACCCGUAAAGGCCUUGAUUUGACAUUUGGUGGUCCCGUAUGCACUCAAGCGUCUUCUAGCAUGGAGCCUUACAUCACAUCAGCAAUAUUGCGAGGCGGUGCUCUUCUGCGCACCAUACGUCGAUAUCAUGACCAAAAGGUCAUCUCAGGACCCUCACUUCUCGUCGAUGAGAUUUUGCGCGUGUGCAGUGCUUCGAACAUCAACGAGCUUGUGUCUGCUAAAUGGCAAGGCGACAUUUCUGCCCUCUCAGCCCCGAGCCAACCAAGAAGCAUUUAUAUGUACUUGCGCAAGCGACCUGCAUCGAGCCUUGCGACUUCGCCCGUGUUCCGUUCUCCACGCAUUGGACUUGAUCUUUCUAACCCAGAAACCAAAGCCAGCCCAACACAUCCACGAGUUAUCUUUGUCGGCAAAUUGUAUCGGUACUUCACUUAUCCAGAGCUCCUCGUUAUCAACGGACGCACGCAAACAUUCGUAGGACUAUACCUGGCUCUUGUCGAAGGAAAGGAGUACGAGCCUGGCUCACUCAAGUUCCGCAACGAACUGAACAAGCUGACGGGGAUCAAGGACACGACUCUUGCCAAGUAUUUUUCGGACUAUCAGCUCGGAUACGAGAAAGGGAAGUUGGCAAACUUCGUUGGGGCUCAUGGAAAAGGUGUCUUAGCGUCGGCGUCUGCAUAUCUUAGGAUGAUGGGUACGCUCGCAAUGGUCCUGCACGAGGCUCCAUGAAACGAUUGUAUAUAUUCAGGUACCUUAAAAGGAGAAUAUGUUAAAUAAAUAAUGAAUGAACGGGAUUGGGCCACAUGCUAAAACAACAUGCUC